CUUUUCACGCAAACAAUCAAUCACUCUCUCACUCAUUCACUCACGUUUCUUGUCAUCUCCUCCAUUCCACUCUCCAAACCAUCAACAUCACCAUUCAGCAAUGGCUUCCAAGCUCUGCGACUCAUGCAAAUCCGCCACCGCCACCCUCUACUGCCGCCCGGACUCCGCCUUCCUCUGCGCCCCCUGCGACUCCAAAGUCCACGCCGCCAACAAGCUCGCCUCCCGCCAUCCACGUGUCACUCUCUGCGAAGUCUGCGAGCAAGCCCCCGCUAGCCUCACAUGCAAGGCCGAUGCCGCCAACCUCUGCCUCUCCUGCGACCAUGACAUCCACUCCGCCAACCCCCUCGCCGCCCGCCACGAACGUUCCCCCGUCACUCCCUUCUUCCACUCCCCCGCCGCCAACUUCCUCGACCACCAACACUUGUUCACAGAUGCAAAACCAGAACCAGAAGCAGAAGCAGCAGAAGAAGAGGAAGAGGCUGAAGCUGCUUCCUGGUUGCUCCCGACUCCCAAGGAAGCAGAUCUGUUCUCCGAAUCAGAUCCACUCCAUUUCCUAGAUCUGGAACAGAAAAUCAGCGACUGCGUUGUUCCGGUGAACAGCAAUUUGAACCAUAUCCUUCCAUCACAGUCACAUUCACAAUCGCAGAGUGUAUCGUCGUGUUCGAUGGAGGUAGGGGUUGUACCGGAAGGGAGCACGAGCGCGAGCACGGUGGUGUCGGAGAUAUCGAACGGUGGCGGUGGUUACGAGAGAGCGGUGGAUAGGGAAGCGAAGGUGAUGAGGUACAGGGAGAAGAGGAAGAAUAGAAGGUUCGAGAAGACGAUACGUUACGCUUCGAGGAAAGCGUAUGCGGAAAGCAGACCGAGGAUCAAAGGCAGGUUUGCAAAACGCUCUGAUGAUAACAACAAUGCUGAUCUUCCAGCUGCAGCUCUUGUUCCAACUUGUUGAUUCACUCACUCACUCACAACAACCCUUGCAUUUGUGUAUAUGUAAUUAAAUUUCUUUCUUGUUUCCUUAAUUUUCUCUCUUUGUCUUUCUUUUUGGUUGCUGUUUUGUUUUGUAUAUAGUUUCAUGUUCUAUUGCAGUUUAAGUUGUGCAAAAUGUAAGUUGCUUGAAUGAAUGUUGUUGGUUUCUGUGGUA
Messenger RNA from Lotus japonicus, 1138 nucleotides. Its product is annotated as zinc finger protein CONSTANS-LIKE 4. Gene Ontology annotation, molecular function: zinc ion binding; protein binding. Gene Ontology annotation, biological process: regulation of flower development; regulation of photoperiodism, flowering. Gene Ontology annotation, cellular component: nucleus. The coding region runs from base 101 to 946 and encodes 281 amino acids. The record is from RefSeq and is a predicted model, not a curated record. Lineage: Eukaryota; Viridiplantae; Streptophyta; Magnoliopsida; Fabales; Fabaceae. The transcript is spliced from 2 exons.